UGAAAUUCGUCCAACUCCAACUUUGCAUUUCGUUUAGCGGCAACAGAAAACAACCCCCCACCAAACCUGCCUGCCCUUGUUUAAUAUCAAACCUUUGACUCUCUUUAUAAACUCUGAUACACUUGAAGAGAAGAAACCAAGAAUCCUACAAUACAUUCAUACACAGAGGGAAAGGGAAAUUAGCUAGUGAAAGAGAGAUGGUUAACCUUGUGGCAGCACAAAAGCCAUUGUUGCAUGGGCUUAUGAAGAUGGCUGGCGUUCGGCCCUACAUAGUAGAGAUUGAGCCAGGCACCGUCAUGAACUUUUGGGUGCCAUGUGAAACCAUCAAGAAACCAAAAAAGGGCCAAAAGAACGUUCAAGAGGUGAACAAACCAACCAAACCGGUAGUUGUUCUUGUACAUGGCUUUGCUGCUGAAGGAAUUGUCACCUGGCAAUUCCAAGUUGGUGCCUUAACUAAAAAGUACUCCGUUUAUGUCCCUGACCUUCUCUUCUUCGGUGGCUCCAUCACCAAUAAAACCGAUCGAUCACCGGCUUUUCAGGCUCACAAUGUGGCUAAGGGUUUAGCAAAACUUGGUGUGGAUAAGUGUGCCCUAGUGGGGUUUAGUUAUGGUGGCAUGGUUGUGUUUAAGAUAGCUGAGUUGUAUCCCAAUUUGGUUGAAAGAAUAGUGGUGUCUGGUUCGAUCAUCGCCAUGACUGAUUCUAUAAGUGAUGAAACAAUAAGCAGACUUGGGUUCUCUUCCUCUUCAGAGUUACUGUUGCCUGAUUCGGUUAAGGGUUUAAAAGCUCUUCUCUCUGUUGCUGCUCACAAGAAGCUCUGGUUCCCUGAUCGGCUUCAUAAAGAUUACCUUGAGGUUUCACCAUCCAGCUACAAGGCCGUAGACGCAUCAAGGAGAAUAGUGGUUCAGGUGAUGUUCAGCAAUAGGAAGGAGAGGUCUGAACUCCUGGAGGCUUUGGUGAUAAGUAACAAAGACAAUAGCAUCCCAAAAUUUCCACAGAAAAUACAUCUCCUAUGGGGUGAGAAAGAUCAAAUAUUCAAUCUGGAGCUAGCACACAAAAUGAAAGAGCAAAUAGGAGAGAAUGCUACAUUUCAGGGCAUAAAGAAGGCAGGUCAUUUGGUUCACCUAGAGCGACCUUGUGUCUACAAUCGGUGUCUCAAGCAAUUUCUUGCUUCUCAACAUACAGGGGGAUCCCAAAAGUGACAACUCACACCAUCUUUCUGAACGAUCCUCUCCCUGUUUCUUUAAUUCAGCAUUACUGUUGUGUGUUUUGUAACAUCCUUGGCGUUCUCGAGUAGAAUGAAGAACCCUUUAUCCCAUAUAAUUGAUAAAAAAAUUAAUAUUAGAAAAUUGUUUGAAAAUAAUAAUUACAAUAAAGUAUUUGUCCUGCUUUUCCAUAA
Molecule: messenger RNA, 1396 nt
Organism: Mangifera indica (mango)
Lineage: Eukaryota; Viridiplantae; Streptophyta; Magnoliopsida; Sapindales; Anacardiaceae
Product: monoacylglycerol lipase ABHD6-like
Exons: 5
Coding region: 198-1199 (333 amino acids)
Source: RefSeq, a predicted model, not a curated record